AUGUCAAGGCUCUUCGACCAACCCGCAAAAAAUUGGACAUAUGAUGCCAUCGUGGCAAACUAUUGUAUCGACGAUAAUGUUGGUCGCGCUCUGAACGGUAUUAAGCAGGACCUUCAGCAACGUGCAGAGAGAGGAGAUUGCGAUGCCGCGCAAGCGAAAAAGAUCCUGACGUCCGGCUGGCAACUGGGUUACUGCGUGUCGCCUAGUGAUGGUCGCGUUCCGCUGCCGAAGGUGCCCAAAGGAUCUACGCGAAUACUAUCUGACAUUCUGACUAUGUAUUAUAUCGACAUUUCUUUUCGCUUGAACAAGCAACUAGUCAAAGCUGUGAAAACCCACUCAAAUAUUAGCCAAAUUAGGUUUGAUAAAUUGAUGUCAAACAAUGAAGCUGGUACUGUCCUCAAGCGCAAAGCUGUCAACAUUGAUGACAGUUAUUUCAGAUCCUCUACACCUUCACCAGUUUUACAGCCAUCAUCACCCACACCAUCCAAAAUGACCAACAUUUUCUCUGAUGAAGAUGAUGAAUCUGACGUAUUUAUUUCUGAUACUAAAUUUGCGUUUGACUGCCCCAUAAUAAUCAAUGAUGUUAUAGGACUAAAUUUGGGACCAUCACCUCGAAAAGAGUCCAGAUGGUUCAUAAGUGGCAUGAAUGUCUCUGAAAAAUGGCAUUUGUUUAAGAAAAAGUCAUUGGAAUUGGCAAAUAGGGAUGGCCUCUUUGUGGAAAGCCACACACAACAGAUAUUAUCCUUAUCACACAUCCUUUUAUUAAAGCCUAAACAACAUUGCCCGCUAAUGGUGGAGGUUUUCAGUGCUGAGUUAUUAGAAAUAAUGCAUAAGGAUAUCUUACAAAAGCUUACCAAGCAAGAAACAGAGUUUGAUGAUGAAAUAUUGAUGAAGCUUGUUCGUAUUGUCAAGCGUCUACAACGGAAGGAAAUCACAAGAGAUAAUGCAGUUUCAGAACUGCAAAUUCUUGCAGUUGGCCGUUCUUAUGGAGAAC
Paraglomus occultum is the source of this 994-nucleotide messenger RNA. The record is from the annotation of a GenBank genome assembly. Lineage: Eukaryota; Fungi; Glomeromycota; Glomeromycetes; Paraglomerales; Paraglomeraceae.